AAAUAAAAAUAUAAGCAUGCCCGCCGAUCAAAUUCAAUAUUCGGAGAAGUACUUUGAUGACAAAUUCGAGUAUAGGCACGUAAUUCUACCAGCUGAUCUGGCCAAACAUGUACCCAAGUCCCACCUAAUGACAGAGACGGAAUGGCGCAAUCUGGGCGUACAGCAGAGUCCAGGUUGGGUGCACUAUAUGAUGCAUGCCCCGGAACCACAUGUCAUCCUAUUUCGACGGAAGCGCGUGGACGAGGAUAAGGAGACAUCGAUAUUGCCAGCAACAACAACCAGCAGCGCCAAUAAUGUGAAUGUGUGUGCAUAGUGAGACCAAGUUGAUUGGCCAGAGGCUAAAAAAUAAUAUUGUUAAGAUUAUACAGUAUUUGAUAAGAUCGAGAGUUAACCAUCAUUCACAUUGAUGUAAAAUAAGAUUUCAUUUGAUAUAUUGUUACAAUUUAAAAGCAUUUACAAGAAGAUUUGUACAUUAGAUUUAUUCACUUAAAAUAUAAAACGUACGCCAAAGUGUACAAAUUAAAAGUAGUUCGAGUAUAAUCCGA
Molecule: messenger RNA, 545 nt
Organism: Drosophila innubila
Lineage: Eukaryota; Metazoa; Arthropoda; Insecta; Diptera; Drosophilidae
Gene: Cks85A
Product: cyclin-dependent kinases regulatory subunit
Exons: 2
Coding region: 17-313 (98 amino acids)
Biological process (GO): regulation of mitotic cell cycle
Cellular component (GO): cyclin-dependent protein kinase holoenzyme complex; SCF ubiquitin ligase complex
Molecular function (GO): cyclin-dependent protein serine/threonine kinase activator activity; protein kinase binding; ubiquitin binding
Source: RefSeq, a predicted model, not a curated record